Fundulus heteroclitus (mummichog) is the source of this 3439-nucleotide messenger RNA. RefSeq names its product homeobox protein Hox-A2a. NCBI's taxonomy places the organism in Eukaryota, Metazoa, Chordata, Actinopteri, Cyprinodontiformes, Fundulidae. Gene Ontology annotation, molecular function: DNA-binding transcription factor activity, RNA polymerase II-specific; DNA binding. The record is from RefSeq and is a predicted model, not a curated record. The transcript is spliced from 2 exons. Gene Ontology annotation, biological process: regulation of DNA-templated transcription. Bases 1879 to 3027 code for a protein of 382 amino acids.
CCCCCCCCCCCCCCAGCACCUUUCAACCACAUUUAAACACGGACGUCUUUGCGUCUUUUGUUUUCCAGACGCACUGUCAUGUUCUUUAGAUCGUGCAUUUGUCUAGAUAACAAAAACAGAUAAAUAAAAAAAUUGAAAAUGGGUCUUUGAAAACGAGCAACAAUUUAAAACCAAGAUAUAGGAUUUAUUAGACGUCUUUUCCCCCUUUGACUCUUCAGUUCCAUAUUCCAGGUCGUUCAGAUGGAAGACAAUGUCGUCUUUUAUAUGUCCGUCCAGCAGUUUGGCCUGUUAAAAAAAAAAAAAAAAAGACUCAGGGUAUAGUAGAGCUCUUCUUUGUUAACGCCCACUUUUCAACCACAUUUUCACGUUUUUUAGGUGAAAGCUGGGGCGUUUUUCUGCGUUUAUUGCACAAAAAUGUGCUGUGUGGGAAAGGGUAGCCAUUUAACAAGGUUCAGGAUACAGCUUUGGGGUUUAAGCGCCGUUAUAUCCUUCUGUAUAAGCUAAUAUGUAGAAAUGAAUAGACAUCAGACGUCUUUUACAUGUUGGCAUUGUUUAGAUGGAAGGUAACAUUGUCCAUUUUUUUUCUCCUCUGAGGAAAGGGUGACUAUGUUAAAUAAAUGUAGGACGUAGGUUUGCCUUUUGAACCCCACCGGGUCCUUAUACGGGACAUUGAUCAAAAGUUAACAGGGACUGGCACACGUCUUCACGUUGACGUCUUGUAUGUGUUUGAGGAACGAAAGUUUACUCGGAGGGGAAAGGUUGACGAUUCGAGCAAGUUUAGACACACAAGCGUUGGCCCUGCAUCAAACAAAGGUGACGGAUUUGGAGACGUAGACGUCUGAUGUGGACGUCCCUUCACCUUUACCCGUUUCCGUCCAGCACGCUCGGCCCCCCUCACCUGAACCGGUUUGCGUGAACCACGUUGCUCAGCCGGAAUUCAAACGAAACGUCGCUUGGUGGGAUAGUUGGCUGUUUUCCCUUCGUUGGAGCCCUGUUAAAAAAAUAAAUAAAAUAUAAAAAAUAAAAAAAUACCUGAGAAAGUUCAGCUACUCUUCUACAAUAAAGGCUUUGAUUGGGUAAAAUCUGUCAGUUUUAAACAGAAGACGCGGGGGCGUUGGGCGCAGUUAAGAUUAGUUAAUAUGCAUCUUUAAAAGCUCACAAGCGUUCUGAUGUGAACAAUCUCUGGGAUUUUUUAAGUUUAUUUUUUCGCCCCCCCAGAGCUUAAAUAUGAAGAGCUACUGGCGUGAAAUGUGUGGCUGUGUGUGUGUUUUGUGUAUGUGUGUGGGUAUUUGUGUGUGUGUGUGUGGUGGGGGCGUUCUCGACUGACAUGCUCAAACAAUACGAGAAAGAGGAGUGCACGAAUCCGCGCACCCCGAGCUGGUCUCCUUCCCUGUAAUAGAGAGCGUCAGGCGCUUCUUAAAAAACCCAUUUUGUGGCUUAGUGGACUGGACUGGAGGAGCGAGGCGAGGACGAGCUGAGCGGACAGAGAUGUAAAUAAAAACAGUCGUGCAUGGCCCAGCUGAGCGAGGACUUUUGGGGUUGUUUUUUUUUUUUUUUUCAAUUUUUUUUUCCUCCCUUUUGGAUCAAUCAGGCAGAGAGUGGCUUCUUUUGAUUAAGCCCCAAAUUGUCAUUGGGCAGAGGUAAUCAUGUGACAGGCAAUUCGGUCCAAUUUCAACCUUGUCUCCAUGAAUUCUAUAGUUUAAUGGUAGCUCGGUCCCCAUACGGCCGUAAUCACUGAAACAGAAAAAAAAAACACAUCAGGGGAUUUUUUUUUUAAUUUAUUUAUAUAUUUUUUUUCUCUCUUCAUCGUCCUCAGUGAGCCGCGACGUUUAUAAAAAUACGGCGCCGCAAACUUUCCUCGGCUCUCAGGGAGCGGAGAUGAAUUACGAAUUCGAGCGAGAGAGCGGUUUUAUCAAUAGUCAGCCGUCGCUUGCUGAGUGCCUGACAUCUUUCCCCCCUGUCGCUGAUUCAUUUCAAAGUUCAUCAAUCAAGAGCUCGACGCUUUCACGCCCGACACUGAUUCCUCCUCCCUUCGAGCAGACCAUCCCCAGCCUGAAUCCGGGCAGCCAUCCGCGCCACGGCCGGCCCAGACACAGCCCCGAUGGCUGCAGCCCGCUGCCCACCGCCUCCUUACCCCCGGAGUACCCGUGGAUGCGCGAGAAGAAAGCCUCCAAGAGGAGCCACCACCUGCCGGGCUCCACCGCCGCCGCCGCCGCCAACGCCGCGGCGGCCGCUACCACCGCCGCCACCGCCAUCUCCAACGGACCGGUGUGCUUCUCCCCGAAAGGCUCGCCUGAGAUCGUGGAGGGAGCGGGUGGAGGAGGGGGCUCUCGCAGGCUGAGGACCGCGUACACCAACACGCAGCUGCUGGAGCUGGAGAAGGAGUUCCACUUCAACAAGUAUCUGUGCCGGCCGCGGCGGGUGGAGAUCGCGGCCCUGCUCGAUCUGACCGAGAGGCAGGUCAAGGUGUGGUUCCAGAACCGGCGCAUGAAGCACAAGCGCCAGACCCAGAGCAAGGAGAACCACGGCGGCGGGGACGCCAAGGGCCCCGGCGCCAACGACGACGGCAUCCACAGCGAGGAGGACGAGGAGGGGGGCGGCCUGCUGUACGAGCAGAGCGGGCCCCUCCUGGAGAGAGAUACCUGCUCCUUUCAGAACAACACACAGCCGCAGCAGCAGCAGCAGCAGCAGAUACAGCCGCAGCAGCUUCACAAUAACGGAGAGGCGGCCAGCUAUGACAAAAAUCUGAAACAUUUUCCCAACCCGUCACCCACUGUUCCGGGCUGCAUGUCAACAAUGGGCCCCGGCUCGGCAUCUGGGCCGGACAAUGGUGACAGCCCCUCUGCCCUGGAUGUUUCUUUGCACGACUUUCAGCCUUUCUCCUCGGAUUCCUGCCUGCAGCUCUCGGACACAGCCUCGCCGAGCCUCUCGGAGUCUCUGGAUAGCCCCGUGGACAUUUCCGCGGACACGUUUUAUUUUUUCUCGGAGUCCCUGACCACAAUCGACCUGCAGCAUUUGAACUAUUAACUCCGAAAAAGAAAAGUCCCCCACAACUUUUUCCCGUGUGUGUGUGUGUGUGUGUGUGUGUUAGAAAAUGCGUGUGUGUGUGUGUGUGUGGGAUAGGGAAAUCAGGCUCCGGCAGAAUUAACUCAUAUUGUUUGUAUGUGCGGCACAUUUAUUCUCUUGAUAUUUGACUUGACGAUUAAUACAAGGUAAGGACGGAAUUAAAUCACUGAAAUAGUUCUGCUUAUAAAGUAGCUUAAUUAUCAUAACAACAUGAUCACUUGGAAUGGAAAUUACGAGUGUGUGUGUGUGUGUGUGUGUGUUGUGUGAGAAUUAUCCAACAGUGUUAGACCUGUAUGAAACUGGGUCGUUUUUUAUUUUUGUAUAGUUUUCUUGGAUAUUUUUGUUAGAAUACAACUAACUUGCUACAAUCCUU